AUGGUCUAUAACAACAGCUACCCGGUGAACUUGGGAACCGUGCUCACGCCAACCCAAGUGCAGAACAAACCGACCUUCCUGAGGUGGCCUUGCCGAGGGGACUCCCUCUACACUCUGGUCUUCCUGGACCCGGACGUGCCGAGCCGGGAGAACAGGACGCUGGGCGCCUUCCAGCACUGGCUCGUCGGCAACAUCCCCGGCUGCCACGUGAACCGCGGGACGACGCUGACGCAGUUCAUCGGCUCCGGCCCGGGAGAAGGAUCGGGUUUUCACCGUUAUACUUACCUGAUCUACCUACAGCCUAAGGAAAUAGAAUUUGAUGAGCCUAAAAUUAGCAAUACUUCAGCCAUCGAGCGCCCGUUGUUCAACCUGAUGGACUUCGCCGCCAAGUACUGGCUGACUCUCCUCGCUGGCAACUUCUACCGCGCGCAGUACGACUCCUACGUCCCCACGCUCUACGCACAGCUGGGCAUUUAA
This is a messenger RNA of Penaeus indicus, 477 nucleotides long. RefSeq names its product protein D3-like. NCBI's taxonomy places the organism in Eukaryota, Metazoa, Arthropoda, Malacostraca, Decapoda, Penaeidae. The record is from RefSeq and is a predicted model, not a curated record. Bases 1 to 477 code for a protein of 158 amino acids. The transcript is spliced from 4 exons.